UUUUUUUUUUUUUUUUUUUUUAGGGCUUUGAUGAAAAACCUAUAAAUUACUUCUUUACUGAGCAAUGGAGGAUUAUAAUAAUCAUCUAAACGAGAACUCAAAUCCGAGAGGCAAUUUCUUGUAUGCAUCAGCCAAUUCUUCAUCUGGUAAUUAUGGAAGAUCAAGCAAUCCGACGGCUCAGAUGCCUGCUCACACGUUUCAUCUUCAACAAGGAGCUGAUUGUUUUCAAGCCGAUCAAUCGCACCCGAUCGUCAAGUCAGAAGCCAGUACUUCCCACCACCAGCUCCUCAAAUUCCACUACUCUUUAGGACAGCCGCCGCCGCCGCCGCCGACGACGACGACAACAUGUCGGCCUGACGAUGACGGCGGCGUUGAUGUUGAAGCCAUAAAAGCCAAAAUCAUGGCUCAUCCACAAUAUUCCAGCCUCCUUGAAGCCUACAUGGAAUGUCAGAAGGUGGGUGCUCCGCCUCAAGUGGUGGAGCAGCUGGUGGCUGCCCGGCAAGAAUUUGAAGCACGGCAGCGAUCUUCCAUGGUUUCUGGAGAUUCCACGAAGGAUCCAGAACUUGAUCAAUUCAUGGAAGCUUAUUACGACAUGUUGGUGAAAUACCGAGAGGAACUUACAAGGCCAGUUCAAGAAGCCAUGGAUUUCAUGCGCAGGAUCGAAUCUCAGCUCAGUUCUCUCUGUAAUGGUCCAGUUCGGAUCUUCAAUUCCGAUGAGAAGUGCGAAGGUAUCGGAUCGUCAGAGGAGGAACAAGAGAAUAGCGGGGGAGAAACCGAGCUACCGGAGAUCGACCCGCGAGCGGAAGACAGGGAAUUGAAGAACCACCUACUGAGGAAGUAUAGUGGUUUCCUGAGCAGUCUAAAGCAAGAACUGUCUAAGAAAAAGAAGAAAGGGAAGCUCCCAAAAGAUGCAAGACAGAAGCUUCUUAAUUGGUGGGAGUUGCAUUACAAAUGGCCAUAUCCUUCAGAGACAGAGAAGGUAGCAUUGGCUGAAUCCACUGGAUUGGAUCAAAAGCAAAUAAACAAUUGGUUCAUAAACCAAAGGAAGAGACACUGGAAACCUUCUGAAGAUAUGCAGUUCAUGGUGAUGGAUGGCCUUCAUCCUUCCAAUGCAGCGCUCUACCUCGACGGUCAUUACAUGACCGAUGGCCAUUAUCGACUCGGACCGUGACCCACCGUCACGCUACUCAAGAAGGUUAGUUCCCUUAUAUCAUCCAAGAAAUUAGUUUGAUAAAUAAUAACGUUGCAUGCUUCAAGUUUCUUUGUUAGAAGGUAUAUAACUCGACGUAGUUGAUGUUUUAUGAAAGUUACACAGGACGGGAGUUUUUUUUUUUUUUUUCCUUUUUAAGGAUGUUUUGUGUUCUAUUGUAGUAUUUAAGAUUCUGAUGUUUGAUAAGUGUCGAGGAAUUAAUAAUAGAAGAGAAGUGUAUUUGUUAUUUGUUUAAAGCCUAUUAUGUAGUUUGUAUUUGGAACCUCAGGAUUGCUGCAUAUGCUAAUGCCUUGGCUACUUCAACUUCC
Messenger RNA from Cucurbita moschata (crookneck pumpkin), 1518 nucleotides. RefSeq names its product homeobox protein knotted-1-like 2. Bases 65 to 1171 code for a protein of 368 amino acids. Gene Ontology annotation, cellular component: nucleus. The record is from RefSeq and is a predicted model, not a curated record. Lineage: Eukaryota; Viridiplantae; Streptophyta; Magnoliopsida; Cucurbitales; Cucurbitaceae. Gene Ontology annotation, biological process: regulation of DNA-templated transcription. The transcript is spliced from 5 exons. Gene Ontology annotation, molecular function: DNA binding; DNA-binding transcription factor activity, RNA polymerase II-specific.